Messenger RNA from Prunus armeniaca (apricot), 318 nucleotides. Lineage: Eukaryota; Viridiplantae; Streptophyta; Magnoliopsida; Rosales; Rosaceae. The record is from the annotation of a GenBank genome assembly.
AUGAGCGACACGAGGCGCAUUAAUGCGUCGUUUGGUUUUUCGAGGAGUACCGUUGCGAACCCCUUCCCUAUAAAUAGAGAUGACCCCGGAGGCGAAAUCACUUUGAAUUUGGUGAGAAGCGAGAGCUCUGUUGAGGCGAUUUCCGACGAGAGUUUCCGGUAUUCAAGGCGAUUUCCGACAAGUGCUAACGGUAACCAGGCGAUUUUCGGCAUUGCAAACGGUAGGAAGGGCGAUCUGAAGCGCAGUUCGCAUUUACUUUUCAGAGUGAAAACUAAGGUACCGUUCGGCACCUCCACUUUACUCUCUUGCAUGCCUUAA